Molecule: messenger RNA, 1987 nt
Organism: Alligator mississippiensis (American alligator)
Lineage: Eukaryota; Metazoa; Chordata; Crocodylia; Alligatoridae
Gene: COIL
Product: coilin
Exons: 7
Coding region: 16-1854 (612 amino acids)
Biological process (GO): spliceosomal snRNP assembly
Cellular component (GO): Cajal body
Molecular function (GO): U1 snRNA binding; U2 snRNA binding
Source: RefSeq, a predicted model, not a curated record
CCGCCCUUCCCCAAGAUGGCGGCGCCCGUCGGGGCGGGCGCGGUGCGGCUGCGGUUGCACUUCGACUUCCCGCCGCCGCGGAGCCCGGAGUGCGCGCGCUGCUGGCUGCUGCUGGAGCCCGGCCAGGCGCGCCUCGUCACCGACCUGGCCAGCCUCGUGCGCGACAAGUUCGGCUUCAGCCGCCGAGCGCGGAUCAGCCUCUUCCUGGACGGGGCGCUGCUGCCGCCCACCGAGAGCGCCCGCCUCGUGCGCGACAACGACUGCCUGCGAGUUAAAUUGGAAGAGGUAACUGCAGAGGGUUAUAAUGAGGUCAGUAAUGGCUUCGUUUAUUCAUCAAGGAAAGUCAGAAAGAGGCACAGGCAAAAGCUGGAGGAGGAGGGGGAGGAGGAAUCAACAAGUGAAGAUGACAGGCCCACAAGGAAAAAGAUGACGACUAAACGGAGCUCUGAACAUGCUGCUUGUAAGGAUGAGAAUACGGAAGAUGUUGGGAAUUAUCCAAAGAAGUCCAAGAACCGAAAGAAAAAGAAAGAGUUGAACAGAAAAGAUGGAAGAGCAGAAUGCAAGGACAGCACUACCGAUCAAUCUAAAACUCAUAAAAAGUCAGAAAGGAAGAAGGAGCUGGAGACUAAGAAGAAUGCAAAGCAGAAGACAACAAAAGCCACUGCAACAAAAUCUGAUUUAGGACGGCUGAACCACAGCAUCCCUCUGUGUCAGAGUAAAAACAGCACAGUAAAAAAUGCCAUGCAGUCCAGCAAAGAGAGGGAGGGGACUUCUGAUUCCGACUCCUCUAGCUUGUCGUCUGACACGGACAGUGACACUGAUGCAAAGCAGGAUAAAUUCUCACACAAGUCCACAGUGGCAACACAACACAAAGACAAAUCCCAAGUUGCUGCAAGUUCUGCUGCGAAAACUGUUGCUACUAGCAAAGUUACUGCCAAGUCUAAAGAGAAAAACUCCCCUAAGAUUGCAGUUAGUAAAAAAGCUAAAUCCCCGUCCUCCAGUUCAGAAUCUGACUCCAGUACAGAAGAGGAGCAAAGCAAUAACUCAAAGAAGAAGUCGCCACCUAAUAAUAAUUCAACCACCGUAGAAAAUGAUGUUGCAGAGACCCCCAAAGCAAAGACCUCUCUUGCAGAAUCUAAGAGUUCAGAUUCAGAUACCUUUGUCAUUAAAAAGCCCAAUGCAAUCGUUGGAUUAAAUAAUUCCUUCAGAAAAAAUGGUGCUAAUUGGUCACAGAUUAGCAUUCAGGGACCAGCCACAAGCCCCAGCAGUUUUGGGAGGGGGCGAGGAAGAGGAGAGGAUAACUACUUCUGGCGAGGGUCUCGUGGCCGUGGGUAUCGUGGAGGGUUCAGGGGCCGAGGCCGUGGGAGAGGAGAAAACAGUAGUUUCUUCUAUAACUACAGCAAUGAAAGCCAGAAACAACAGCAGCUAAAUGAAGUGGUGACGAACACUUCAGCCAUUAUUCAGAAUCCAGUGGAGAUUCCAAAGAGGGACUAUAGUGUAUUACCUCUGUUAGCUGCCCCACCACAAAUAGGGGAGAAAAUUGCCUUCAAGUGUUUGGAAUUAACUGAAAAUUACACACCAGAAGUAUCUGACUACAAGGAAGGAAAAAUAGUCAGUUGGAAUGCUGAAAGCAGACAGAUAGAGAUUGAGAUUCUUUCAUCUUCAUCAAACAAGUCGGUUAAAGAGCCAGGAAAGUUUGAUCUGGUGUACCAGUCUGCAGAUGGAGCCGAAACAAUAGAGUAUGCUGUUUCUCAGGAAACAAAGGUCACAGAAAGCUGGGAUGCACUGAUUGAGCCAAGACUGAUUGUUGAGUCAUCUUCUACUGAACUGAGCACAGAAAAGGAAAAAAAUUAAGAUGUGAACUCACUUUCCCUAGGUGUAUAUAACAAGAGAACUGUUUUGUGAAGUACUGCGUUGGUUCUGAAGACAGCUGAAUUCACUGUUGGUUUGUUUGUUUUUUUUUAAUAAAGGAUUUUAAAAACUGAAA